GAGGCCCACUCAGUUCCAGGCCCAGUGCAGCAACCAGGGUCGCCCGAUUGCGUAUGGAACCCUCUCAAUUGCUUAGCAACCACACCCUUCAUUUAACGACCACUUGAGUUUCAAUCAAAUCGAAUACGCUUUAAUGGCUCGCCACUUCUUCUGUAAAGAGCUUUCGAAAGUAUUUUCCGUCCCCCAGUGAAGAUUCCUGGUCACCCUGGUCGACCUCGGGGGUCCCAGUGUGGUCCACGGAACACAUUUCCCUUCUCAGUUGAGGAUCUCGGGCCUAGGAGUGAACAAAACUGGAAAAGAUAGACUCAAUCUAGGAGAGCAAGGAAGAAAUAGAGAGGAGCAAUACACACACAAUCGGAAAGAACUCUUGAGGAUGGGAGGCCGCCGAGUAAUUGUUGAAUACGUCUUGCCAGAGGUCGAGGGGAUAACUUUUCGGCUCAAGAUCGAGAGUGGUGGAGAGCAUGAGCAAGUUUGAUGGUCAAACACCCUAACUUAAGGGAAAGUUUGGCGCCCGAUGGAACAAGACUUCAUCUGUGGAUCAUCAUCACCGCCACCCUCAAACUAGGACCACAUCCCCUUUCUCAUCUCAAUCCCACAAUACCGUAGAAGUGCGGCCACAGACCCACAACUGAAGAAACCCACAGUCGACGGCCUUGACGUGAUCGUGAAACUAAACGGCCAUCAUUAACGAGAACCGCCGGUACAACGAGCAAUUGAGUGCUACUUGCUAAUGGGUGUGAAACAUACGAAAUCCAAGGAUCUCCUGGAUGGCUCCGAGUGGUUAAGAUCGGUUGUGCAACAUUACCAGAAACGCAGACAUGGUGUGGCGGGAUUCGAGUCGUUUGCCAUCGAGCCCGUGGUGACACGGCCUCAACUCCAGAGCCCGUGUGUCAAACGGAGGACGGCCGCCAAGAAUGACAUUGUGGAGUCCAGUGAAAACGGCCAUAAACAUGGAUCUGGUCAGAGGUCGAGACCUGGCGAUCCAGACGACGAUCACGACGACAAGAAUGAAGAGAACGGCAAGCAUGAAGAAGAUGGGGUUGGCGGAUCGGCGGUCUCGAAUUCCUACCAUGCCAAGGAUGUGUCUUCUGUCUCAUCGGGGGUCCGUCACAUGAGGGUUUCUAUAUCUUUUCGAAACGGCAAAAAUCAGUCCCAGAAGGUUAAUUGGAUUGUCAAAUCAGCCCAAGGGAGUAUCGAGGCCGUGGAUGCACUCUUGCAUGAAAUUAAAGUAUACACAACCUUGCUGGGUGACGUUCACAAAUUCUUGAACUCCCACAAGAACGUUCGAGCGAGAUACCUUCUGAACAUUCCGGACUAUGUGUUCCAAGAGCGGCGUUACGAAGGGGGACGGGUGACCCGAUGUCAUUUGGUCCUCGAGGACAUAUCCCAAACCAAACGAUGCUCCCCGAUCGAGAACCUUCAAUGGCAGCAGGGACUGACCAUGGGACAAUUCAAGGUAUUUCUCGGGACUCUGGCCCAAUUCCACGCCGUGGGUGUGGCUUGGAACUUGGCCACUAAGGACGACUCCACCUUGGAUAACUAUCCUUUCCUGCAUUACGAUCACAUCAACUCCAUCUCCCCUGCGGAACGAGAACGACUUUUUCGCAUGUACGAGCGACUCCUGAAGUGGAAGGAGUCUCAAAACACGCACAAGUCUCAAAAGUAUUCCUUCAAAAGACGGCUGAAGUUGUUCCACGAGCUCCGCCAUUCAUCCAAUGAUCUCUUGGCCAUCAACUUACAAAAAGACAUGUGUGACCCUCUAGGAGGUUUGUGCCUUGGGAACGUCUUACCCUACGAAGUCAUGUUCCAAUAUCAUAAGCCGGUCUCAUCCAUUUUCGAGUUUUCCAAACCCACUGAUCUCCUCGCCAAUGCUGCCAGUGGUGGUGCUCACAGCACGGGACCCACGGCGCCCGUGAGUGCCACGGUCUCAUACGACGAGAACGGGCCCAUUUGUGCGGCUGUCAACACGUGCCAUCGAGUUUAUUUUGGAAAUCUGGCCCGAGAACUGGCGAACCUGGUGUUCACAGCGGCGAAUCCCAAUGUGAGACGGGAUUAUCUCAUUUUUAUGCUCCAGAGCUAUGCGUUCGUUUUGACCAGUACGUUGGAUCUAUUGGAUGUGGCCUGGUCCAAGCACUUCAAGAUGUCAUUCCCUCAAUUUGUCAGAAGAUUUUAUGAUUUUGUGCCCCAGGCUCUCCUGCAAUCCAUCCUCAUUCACAUGCAACUCACGAACUCUGCCGAACUGGAUCACUUAAUCUUUGGAAAGGGGAAAAGUCCGCGGAAUUCCGCCGGAAAUUCCGGAAGUGGAAACUUGCCAACAUCAGCUGACACUAAUAAGAGCGGGAGCGGGAAACUUGAAAAUUCGGCCAAACUGGAGGAAUGUGUUCCCUUGACAACGGAGAGGAUCGAGUUUCUGAUUAGACUCACGGAUUUGGUGCAUAAACCCAUUUAGAGGGUAUUAGCCUUGGUCCACCAGCAAGAAGGAAUUCGUUGCUUAAAAAUGGGAGGAGAGAGAGAAAAGUUCGCCCUUCCCCAUUAACCCUUCGCCUGGAUUUGAUUGUCAGUCAGAAUGGUGCUUCAAAAUUGAUUAUUGUGCACUAUUCCUUCUUUUGGACAGGUUUUAAGGGAGAGCUCCAGAAGAACCCAAACUGGAGAAGAUGUGCUUAUUUCGUCGAUGACACAAAGAUAAAUCUCCUUAUUUGUACUAUUGUAUCUGCCCCUUUGUUGUUACAGCUGUUCCUUUGCCAGGCCAAAUUUGCGCGACGAUCUCAAAAUAGACGGAAUAAAGCGACUCCCUGAUCGAACUGACACGA
This is a messenger RNA of Tigriopus californicus, 2810 nucleotides long. RefSeq lists its product as uncharacterized. The transcript is spliced from 4 exons. Bases 731 to 2449 code for a protein of 572 amino acids. The record is from RefSeq and is a predicted model, not a curated record. Lineage: Eukaryota; Metazoa; Arthropoda; Copepoda; Harpacticoida; Harpacticidae.